Molecule: messenger RNA, 600 nt
Organism: Myxozyma melibiosi
Lineage: Eukaryota; Fungi; Ascomycota; Lipomycetes; Lipomycetales; Lipomycetaceae
Product: meiotic nuclear division protein 1
Exons: 3
Biological process (GO): reciprocal meiotic recombination
Cellular component (GO): nucleus
Molecular function (GO): double-stranded DNA binding
Source: RefSeq, a predicted model, not a curated record
CGAGGAAUUUCCAGCUCAGAAAAGACCGCCCGUCUUCUCUCUUUCUUCCACGACUCGAAGUCCUUCUUCGCAAUCAAGGAAGUCGAGAAACUAGGCUCGAAAGCAACGGGCAUCAACAGUAUGCAAAUCAAAGAGGUUCUCCAGGGCCUGGUCGACGAGAGCCUCGUUCGGUGUGAAAAGAUCGGUUCGGGAAAUUACUACUGGAGUUUUCUUUCUGAUGCUACGAAGAGUCGCGAGCUGGUGGUGUCGAAUUUGAAGAAGAAGCUUGAGACUGAGACUGAGGCGGUAGUUUCGCUCGAAGAGCAGACUGGGAUAGAGUUAUCGGAAAGAGAGAAUAACGCUGAGCGCGAUGAUCUUCUACGACGAGUGCAAGAAAAAGAGGACACUUUGCGAAAUCUGCAACAGGAAACGUCCAAAUACAGCGACGUUGAUCCCGAGCUUCUACAGCAGCAAACGGCAUCGCUCUCCUUGUUGCGAGAGGCUGCAAAUUGCUGGACCGACAACAUCUUUGCCGUUCUGGGGUAUUUUCGUGCACAAGGCACAGACUUGCAAAUCAUCUAUCGCGAAUUCGGCAUUCCUGAUGACCUGGACUCUAUUUGA